CAACAGUUAUUGAUCGCGACUCAUGCCCACAACCUCUUGACAUCCCGCUUCCCCAUACCAGCGAGCUCGGCGCUCUGACAACUGCGCGGGAGCGUUACGUAAAUCGCGCAUUUGCGAAAAUACCGCGGCGGCUUGGCGUGUUGACGUCGUCGACGUCUCCCACUCUCUCCGGCAUGAGCUACGCGAACCCGCUCGCGGGCGAGGAGUACGAGCUAGCCCCGAGCGCGAGCGCUGGUGCGAGCGCGAGCACCAACGCGCCGUUGGAGCGCAAGACGAGCCGCGGGCGCAAGCUCACGCUGCACCCGAACCAGAGCACGCUGCUCUUCGCGGGGCCGGCGCGGCGGCGUGGCGCGCGGCGCGCGAGCUCGAACUUGGGCGCGCCAGACUCGCCCCGCGAAGCAAAGUAUAACCGCACCUUCUUCCUACAAGAGGACUUGGACCAGCUGGGCCCGGACCGCGAAGAGGUCAACCUGCCCGACUUUGGGCAUAUGCUGGGGCUGGAUGUCGGCGAAGACCAUUUCGCCGUGGCCGCGGCCAUGCGCAGCGCGUGGAAGCGCAAGCUGUACCUCCUCAUGGAAGAGCCGAGUUCGGGGCGCGAGGCGUUCUUCGUGCAUGUCGCCGUGACGGCGGCGAUAUUCUUCAGCGUGAUCCUCACGACGUUUUCGACGCUGCCGGCGUUCCACACGAACCCGACGUCUGUGCGCGUGCUCUUCGCGUUUGACACGACCAUCGUCGUGCUCUUUACGGUGGAAUACCUCGCGCGUACAUUCGCACACGCCGACUCGUGGGGCCAGUACUACAAGUGGGCGACGAGCUUCUUCGCCGUCACGGACCUGCUCUCGAUCCUGCCGUACUACAUUGAGCUGGCGCGGCAGGAGGACACGUCGAUCCUGUUCCGCUUCAGCAUCUUGCGCACGUUCCGCCUCCUCCGCGUCUUCCGCGCGUUCCGGUACCAGAGCCAGAUGCUGCUGACCAUCGAGGUCAUGUACGUGGCUGUGCGGCGGUCCAAGGACGCGCUGGUGGCCAUCUCGUAUUUCAUCUUUCUCGUGCUCGUGCUCUUCUCGACGCUCAUAUACUUUGCGGAGCGCGGGACAUGGGACGCGACGCUCGGCGCGUUCGUCGACCCCGACGGCGACGUGUCGCUCUUCGACUCGAUCCCCCAGACAGCAUGGUACGCGCUCGUGACGAUGAGCACGGCGGGGUACGGCGACGUGGUGCCGAAAACCGCGCUGGGCAAGAUCCUCUCCGUCCCGCUCCUCCUCUUCGGCUUGCUGCUCAUCGCGCUCCCCUCCUUUGUCCUCGGACGCAACUUUGCCAUAGUCUACGACGCAAUGGUCUCGUUCCAAGCACAAGCUGUGAGUCUCCUCGUAGCGUAUCUCACGCCAGCCAUCAUUGCAACAGACGCCGCGCGGCUCGCUGGACCUCGACACGCACGACGGCACCAUGACGCCCGUGGCGGAGGAGGCGGGCCCGCUCCUCCCCGCGCCGAAUACGGUGCGGAGAGGCGCGUCGCCGAACCCCGCGCGCAUGUGGCCCGGGGACCCGAGUAAACUUACCCCGCCAGUCCCCACCGUGCCGGGGAUACCAUCGGCCAAGCCGGCGCGCGAUAAAGAUCUGACAAACACGAAGCUGGCCAAGAACCAGUAUGUGCUGUUGGAGCAGAUCGAGGGGCUGCGGCAGACGGUGGAGACGCAGGGCGAGAUGCUGGGCGUGUUGAUGCGCGCGUUGGCAGAGAAGAAUGGGGUGGAGAUGCCGUUGGAGAAGGGCAAGGGGCGGGCGGGGAGCGAUGCUAGCGACCAGAGGCCGUGGGAAGAAUAGUGCGCGGGGUAGACGUAAUAGUGCGUACCCGUAGACAUUACGCAGAGGCUGUAUCGGUGGAG
Molecule: messenger RNA, 1880 nt
Organism: Cutaneotrichosporon oleaginosum
Lineage: Eukaryota; Fungi; Basidiomycota; Tremellomycetes; Trichosporonales; Trichosporonaceae
Biological process (GO): potassium ion transmembrane transport
Cellular component (GO): membrane
Molecular function (GO): voltage-gated potassium channel activity
Source: RefSeq, a predicted model, not a curated record